This is a messenger RNA of Aphanomyces invadans, 1062 nucleotides long. RefSeq lists its product as hypothetical. Bases 1 to 1062 code for a protein of 353 amino acids. The record is from RefSeq and is a predicted model, not a curated record. The transcript has a single exon. Lineage: Eukaryota; Oomycota; Saprolegniomycetes; Saprolegniales; Verrucalvaceae.
AUGAGCGACGAACUGAACCGGUUUUGGGACAAUUCAUUGAAGCCAUAUCGCAACGUUCGGGGCCCGUUUGAUGAAAGCCCCCAGGUCCCGUUCCUGGCAAACCUCUCGACAGACACCAAAGCGACCGUGUCGAGCUACAAACAUGCAUUCGACAUGGAGUCCCUGUUGUCGACGCAGUUUUCAAAGGAAUCGUUGGAGCCCAUGGCAUUCCACCCGCACAAUAUGCACCACGUCCUCAACCAUUUCCCCGAACUCAAUCCCAUGGACGGAUCGUUCCUUCGCAGCGCCUUUGAAAACAUAGACGUUCUUCCCAACACGCUGACCCCGCAAAACCUGCCCUCACAACACCACUAUUCGCCCCCCACGGCCCUCUCUACCAUGACGGGUGCUGCGUUGUUGGGGCAGACAUCCCCACAGUUGAAAGGCCACAAUAGCCCCGACGUUCCCCAAGGAUUGACCGGUAAGCAAGGGAUUUGUCAAGUCCCCGAUUGCGGUCGGCGCGUCCGGUCCAAGGGAUUCUGCAAAGCUCACGGCGGCGGGCGCAAAUGUACCCUCCAAGGGUGCAACAAAUCUGCUCAAAACGGAGAGUUCUGCAUUGGGCACGGAGGCGGGAAGCAGUGCACGCACCCUGGGUGCCCAAAAGCCGCACAGUCCCAUGGAUUAUGCAAGGCCCACGGUGGCGGUGCUCGGUGCAAGCACCCGGAUUGCAUGAAGAGCAGUCAGGGCGGAGGGUACUGCCGAGCACACGGCGGGGGAAAGCGAUGCCAAGCCGAGAACUGCACGAAAGGAGCCCAACGGGGCAACUUUUGCGCAACCCACGGCGGGUUUCGCAACUGCCAAAUCGACGGCUGCGUGCGCACAGACAGGGGCGGUGGGUACUGCGAAGUCCACCGUCGCGACAAACUGUGCACCGUCAAUGGUUGCAAGAAGCUGUCGAAAAACAACGGCUUGUGCACUGUGCACUUGCGUCGGUCCGAUAAGGACACGAAAAAGCAAGUCAAGGGCCUCACGACGGCAGUCCCUGGGGAUUAUUCAUUGCCGGGGGGGAUGCUUGUAAUUUAA